AUGGACCCCGCAAAAUUGGCGAAGCUGCAGGCGCAGGCCGCGGCCAACAGGAUCGGUGGCAAGGGGACCAUGCGCCGUAAAAUCGUGCGCAAGACGAAGCCGUCGACCGCGCAGGACGACAAAAAGCUGCAGGGCGCGCUGAAGAAGCUGAACGUGCAGCCGAUCCCCGGAGUCGAGGAGGUGAACAUGUUUAGGGAAGAUGGGAACGUGCUGCACUUCUCCGCACCCAAAGUCCACGCUGCUGUUACCGCCAACACGUUCGCGGUCUACGGCACCGGCCAGGUCAAGGAGCUCACCGAGCUCGUGCCCGGCAUCCUCAACCAGCUCGGCCCCGACUCGCUCGCGUCACUGCGUAAGCUCGCGGAGUCCUACCAGGCCAUCCAGCAGAACCAGCAGCGGCCACCAAACGCGGCUGAUGACGAUGACGACGACGUGCCGACCUCCGAGCUCGAGGAGCUCAACUAG
Messenger RNA from Fomitopsis serialis, 465 nucleotides. Its product is annotated as NAC domain-containing protein. The transcript has 4 exons. The record is from RefSeq and is a predicted model, not a curated record. Lineage: Eukaryota; Fungi; Basidiomycota; Agaricomycetes; Polyporales; Fomitopsidaceae. The coding region runs from base 1 to 465 and encodes 154 amino acids. Gene Ontology annotation, cellular component: nascent polypeptide-associated complex; cytosol.